Angiostrongylus costaricensis is the source of this 363-nucleotide messenger RNA. The record is from the annotation of a GenBank genome assembly. NCBI's taxonomy places the organism in Eukaryota, Metazoa, Nematoda, Chromadorea, Rhabditida, Metastrongylidae.
AUGUCCCAUGGUCCUCACAACGAGAAGCACUCGCCAGCUCUUGUGGAGUUGGAGGGAGCUCGACCGCCUGUCAAUGAGAUUUCUUCGGGAUGGAUUCGACGCAGUACUUUAUUUGAGCGUAACAAGUUUCUCGGAUGGAAAUUACAAAUGCUCUUCUUCUGUUUAGAGGGUCAGCCACAUAUCACUAUGGCCAUGAAACGAUCGCUUUGUGCGUGUGUGGCCACUGGUACCGCCACCGCCCCACCUCCUCUUCCGCCGCCGCCGCCUCCGCCACCACCACCGCCACCGCCACCGCCACCGCCACCGCCACCGCCACCGCCACCACCUCCGUCAUCGCAGUCGCUCGAAAUGGUUGGCACAUAA